Messenger RNA from Octopus sinensis (East Asian common octopus), 3421 nucleotides. RefSeq names its product zinc finger protein 28 homolog. Bases 842 to 2374 code for a protein of 510 amino acids. The transcript is spliced from 3 exons. Gene Ontology annotation, biological process: regulation of transcription by RNA polymerase II. The record is from RefSeq and is a predicted model, not a curated record. Lineage: Eukaryota; Metazoa; Mollusca; Cephalopoda; Octopoda; Octopodidae. Gene Ontology annotation, molecular function: RNA polymerase II cis-regulatory region sequence-specific DNA binding; DNA-binding transcription factor activity.
CGCCUGCAGUUUCUUUGAUUAUCUCCCUUGCUAUCAGAUAUCGGGAUUUUGGAAUGUCUUCACCAGUCUUCUUUCUGUUGUUCUCUUUAUCAACACAAACUCACAGCUUCACUUCUACGAAUAACAAGGAGUGUGAAUCCGAUAUGAUGGCCUUAAACAACAGAGAGAGAGAUGUGUCAGAAAUGUCACCAACGCUGAUCCCGAAAUAACAUUUUCUGCUUUCUGGAAGAAAUAAUUUACAGUAUCAUCUUUUCGUCAUUGAACCAGCUCCCUAUCAAGUCCCUAUUUCCACCGCUUCAAUCUCUCCUUGUUUAACUUACAAUAAUAUAGGCAUCUGUUGUCUUUGACCCUUAAUAAUAACCAGUAACUUGUGGUGCAGAGAAGUUCACAGUUUAUCUUCAAGGCAUUUGUGUUAAAUUUCUCUCCCUGUUCUUGUAGUUGCUUAAUGAAACUGGUUUUCCUGGGGUGGGUUACCAUGUCUUCGUUAAACAUUUGAUUAAGCCAAGCAAACACAGUUUGAAACAGACUUGUAAACUAAUGAUUUUAGCAGCAGCUCCUUGGCCAAAAUAUUCUUCAUAAUUAUAGCUUUAUGAUUAAUUAACAGAGCAUUAUAUUGAACUCCGUAAUCAUUUAGAGUCAUGUUAUAAUUUAGUAAUUUGAAAGCAAGCAGUACAUUUAUACAGAAUUAAUUAGGGAUGUUAGCUAGACAAGGAUGAUGAUGUGUUUAAGAAAUGAAGGACCAGCCUGAAGAAAAUAGUUUGUUGCAAAUUUAAAAGCCUAACGAGAUACACAGCAGUAUUAAUUCUAGAGACGGCCUCAUCGGUCAGCACCACCAGACAUCAUGUACUCAAUCCAACCCAUGUAUCCGAUGGGUAACCAGUUUCAAUUUGAUAUCCAUAACCAAGCGUUUUACCAGUCCAGCCCUCACCAUCGUCACCAUCACCACCAUCACACUGCAAGUAAAACACAUUCUAAAAAUAUUGCAAACACACAGAACCAACCGAUUGACUCGGCGGAGCAUCAAGUGUCAAACACGUCAACUAGUGUUGCCUACAGUGACAGUACCACUCCAAUUGGUGGCGGCGGUGGUGGUGGUGGUAUUGGUGGUGUUGGUGGUGGUGGUAUCACUAGUGGUGUUGUUAGUGGUCUUACUAGUAGUAUUAGUAGCAGCGGUAGCACUGGAACUAGUAGUUCAGAUAAACCAUUUAAAUGUGAUGUGUGUCGUAAGUCUUUCUCUCGGAAGGCAAACCUUAGCAACCAUGAACAUGCUGCAGCGGCAGCAGCAGCAGCAGCAGCAGCAACCUCUGGCACCGGAGACGGACAGAACAUCUCUGCUUCCGCUGCUCCUUUGAAGCAUUUCACCUGCAGUUUUUGCAUGAAAACCUUUUCUCAGAAAGUGUUCCUGAAAAACCACGAACUGACUCACACAGGGGUCCGACCCUUUCAGUGCCCUUCUUGUCCGAAAGCUUUUGCUCAAAAGGUCCACUUGAAAGUUCAUUCGAGGAUUCACUCGGGAGAAAAACCCUAUCACUGCACUUACUGUUCAAAAGCAUUUGCACAGCGGGACCACCUCAGCAACCACGAACGAGUGCACACAGGCGAGAGACCAUUCCAUUGCACAUUCUGCUGCAAGGCAUUUGCGCAACGUUCUCACUUACGCAACCACAUCAGAACACACACAGGGGAGCGACCAUAUACUUGUUUUACGUGCAACAAAUCAUUUUCACAGAGGAGCCAUCUGAACAACCACCAUCGUACACACACAGGAGAGAAAAUCUACAGCUGUGACACAUGCCAUAAAUCCUUUGCCCAGAAGGCACAUUUGACCAUUCACCAAAGAACUCAUUCUGGAGAGAAGCCGUUCAUUUGUACAGUCUGUGGCAAAGGGUUUCCUCAGAGGGUGCACAUGAUAAAACAUGAACGAAGCCAUAGUAGCGAGGACUUACAGCGGUCGACGACGUUUCAACAGUCGAACACUUCGGCUAACAACCAGUGUCAGCGUUCGUCAUCGUUGUCUGCGUGUUCUUCGUCUAACUGCAUGCUUCCUUGCCAGGCUCCGUGCAUGGCCUCACCAUCUGUGGCGAUUUGUCAGUGUCAGUGCUCACAGCUGUCCAACCAACCAAUGUCCUCGAAUCUAUCGAUGAAUCCAGCCACUGGUCACGGUAUGUGUCAGCGCGGCCCUCCGGAGAAUGUGUCGUCUCGGUCGCAGAAAAACACUUGCAUGAACUCAAACAUGGCUGGCAAUAUGUGUCCAGAACAAAUACUGGAUGACUGCCAGAUGUGUACGAGAAUGUACCCCAAAUGGAAUAGUAAUGUCACCAAUUGCUGUAAUGGGGGAAAGCAAAUGAAAAACAUGAACCAUUCCCAGACUUAGCCAUCUUCACUCUUUCCCUGUUCACCAUUCUUCAUUCUUUCUUUUGCAUUUCCAACGUAGACAUGUUGUCUGUGAGGACAUGGUACCAGCUUUCUAAGUCACUAUCCCAUCCAAAGGACAUGUGGGACAGGUUUUUUAUGUUGUUAUUGUAGUUGUUGUUAUUGGGUGACGGUUGUGUACCUUGAAUUCUCCAGGGGUUAGGGUCAGAAAUGUUAGAGAAAAGGGACAGUAGGCACUCGGAUCCAUGACACUAUGAUAACAUGAUCAUUAAAUCUUAUAACGAGAAUAGGCAGAAAAGGAGGAGGAUAAUUAUAAUGAUAAUGAAAUUAAAGAAAAUAACAAAAUUAAACAUCGGUUAUUCGUAAUUAAAUUGCCUAAUUUAAUAAUUAUAACAACAGGAUUCUCUGUAAAAUUGUGCAAAUUGUGCAGCUUUCAUAAGACUUCACUGACCUUUACACUAUGAUGACCUCUCCAUAGAAACCAUCACUAUGGUGACCUCAAGACUGGACCCAUCACUGUCGUGAUCCCUACAUGGAAUGAGGAGAAUUUGGACAUUUCGUAAUGGUGACUUAUUUAUUGGAGGUUAUUCACAUCCAUUGGACAUAGAAAGUGUUCAUUGAUUUGUGUUAAUUAAUCUGUGUUUACUGACUUGUAUGUUCAUUGAUCUGUGAACAAAGCAUUGUUGAUAGUUCACUGUUAUUUUAUAGAUUGCCAUUUUUGUUUGUUGCAGAAGGCACCGGUUGCAUGUAUCAUACAAUUAUACACACUGUAACAUGUAUAGAGUAUGUAUUUAUAUGCAUAUAUUUAUCUAUGUGUAUGUACACACACGCACACAAGCACACACACGCACACACACACACACACACAUACACACACACAUGCACGCAUGUGUGUGUGUGUGUAUAUAUAUAUGUAUUGAAAAAUAGUAAAUACACUCUCUUAUUACUCAGCUUAUCAGAGAGUCACAUACUUCACAUGUAUAACUGAAACUCUGAGUAAUGACAGAGUGAAUCCAGACUGUUUUUCAAUAAAUAUAUACUCUACUUU